AGGCCGGUUCCCCGUGGCAGAGCGGCGGCCGGAGCUGAGACUCUCUGCCUGCGGCGCACUCGGCCAAUCGUUCGGCUCUCCGGGCUCCGCCGGCGGGGCAUGUCCCGCCAUGUUCGACCUAAACGGCGGCUGGAACCUGUCUUUCGCGGGCUGCGGCUUCCUGGGGAUUUACCACAUCGGAGUUGCCAGCUGCCUGCUGGAGAAAGCGGCCUACCUCGUCGAAGGGGCGACCAAGCUGUACGGGGCCUCUGCCGGUGCCCUGACCGCCUCGGUGCUCGCGAGCCAGGCGUCUAUAACUAAAUGCUGUGAAGAUGUGAUCGAGGUGGCGAAGGAGGCCAGGAAGAGGAACCUGGGUCCCCUUCACCCCACCUUCAACCUCGUCAAGGUGAUAAAGUCAGGCCUGGAUCGUGACCUGCCCUCUGAUGCACAUGUCCGUGCCUCGGGGCGACUGUGUGUCUCGCUGACCAGAGUUUCUGACGGGGAAAACGUGCUGAUAUCAGAGUUUAGCUCCAAGGAGGAACUCAUUCAGGCACUGAUCUGUAGCUGUUUCAUCCCCAUCUACUGUGGACUGAUUCCUCCGUCCUUCAGAGGAGUGCGUUACGUGGACGGUGGAAUCAGCGACAACCUGCCACAGUCGGAACUGAAAAACACCAUCACCAUCUCUCCAUUUUCUGGUGAGAGCGACAUCUGUCCUCGCGACAGCUCCACAAGCUUCCACGAGCUGCGCUUCACCAACACCAGCAUCCAGAUGAACCUGGGCAACAUGUAUCGUCUCAGCAGAGCACUUUUCCCGCCUGAACCCAAGGUGUUGGCUGAGAUGUGUCAGAGUGGUUAUAAAGAUGCUCUACGCUUCCUUGAAGAGAACAACCUGCUGAUGCCGGGGCGUCCGACCUCUGGUCUCACCCUGCAGGACAGCACCCCUAACUGCUGCUGUAAGCACACUGAAACAACCAGAGAGUGGAUGCUGCGCAGGCUGCGCCUCCUGCGUAAACAGCACUGGUGGCUGGAUGAACAGAUCAUUCUGCCUACACACAUCAAGAAAGUGUUCUGCGAGGCCUGCCAGCAGAAGCCUGGUCUGUAUGCCAAGGUGUCUGAAAUGCUGCCAGUGAGAGUGGCCUCAUACAUGCUCAUGCCAUACACACUUCCUGUCCAGUCAGCCUACUCAGUGGCACAGAGGUUUGUGGAGUGGAUCCCAGAGGUGCCAGCUGAUGUGUGCUGGCUGUUCGGCGUGGCUGCUGAUGUGUACCGACAGACUCGGAAAGGAGAACCAGCCCGCUCUAUCAGUGAGCCGUGCCUGAGGACAUGCUCCAGUCGGCCACCUCUGCCUGCAGCGUGCGAGAGAGACAAGCUGCCGGUUCUGUCCUCACUAGACCUCCACGGCAACUUCUGGGAAAUCGACAAAUCUACCUCCUCCUCGACCCACCACCAUCCUCACAUCGCCCCCUUCGCUCCGCAGCAGGUGUGCUUCUUUGUCAGCUCACAGGAGGAAUCUCCCAUCCCUGAAAAGCAGUGAACCGACUCAGGAUGUCUAACAGUUCCCACUGCGGAGCUGGUGGACUGAUGAGUGGAAACACACAUUGGUUAAAUAGACUCAGACACUCCAGGCAGUACAGUGUGUAUUAUAUUUUAAUGAGUGUCACUCAGGAUCAUAGGGGGGUUAACCAGGCCCAGGAGGGGCCCAGGCAUAGGUCUGUGGUUGAUCCUUUAAUUCCAGUUUACCUAUUGACUGACUCAGUCUGUGUCCCUGUCCAGAACUCCUAAUGUGUGGCCUGAAUCUAACUACCACCCGACCAACUUUUUAAACGACAGUUAAAAGCAGCAUUCAUUCAUCUUACCAAGGCAGUGACUUGACUCGAGAGUUGUUUCUCUUCACCCGUUUGUUCCUAUGAUCAUGUUCAUUUUUACACUUGUGUGAUGCUUUUAGCCGACAUGAUGCUGCUUGUGGCAGACACUGGUGGUCCCUUGACCACAUUUGGAAACAUAGACAAUCACUCACUGUUCUAAAUAAAGUAAUUUUCCCACAAA
This is a messenger RNA of Scophthalmus maximus (turbot), 2025 nucleotides long. RefSeq names its product patatin-like phospholipase domain containing 3 (gene pnpla3). Gene Ontology annotation, cellular component: membrane; cytoplasm; lipid droplet. Gene Ontology annotation, biological process: triglyceride catabolic process; lipid homeostasis; positive regulation of triglyceride catabolic process. Gene Ontology annotation, molecular function: triacylglycerol lipase activity. The coding region runs from base 110 to 1513 and encodes 467 amino acids. Lineage: Eukaryota; Metazoa; Chordata; Actinopteri; Pleuronectiformes; Scophthalmidae. The record is from RefSeq and is a predicted model, not a curated record. The transcript is spliced from 9 exons.